AUGGCUCCGGGUGCUUUGAAGAUGAUGUGGGGCAGCGUGGAAAUGGCCCUGACCGGCUUCUGCGCCAUCCUGCUCUGCUGUGUCCCAGUGCUGGCUGGCUUCCGCCGGGUGACCUUCUUCCCAGCCAUGUUAACUCUCCCUGUGGGCAGCUCAGCCACCUUCUUCUGCAACAUCUCCAUGGAGAGCAGCUCUGGCUUGGAGUACAGCCUCAAUUGGUACAAGGAGACCAACCACAGCCAAGGCCAAAAAAUCGCUGAGAUCAGCCGGAACAACCCCCAGACAAAGACAGAGAAGUACCUGCUCACCAACCACACUCCUGCCUUCAAGAUGGAGAUCCUGAACCUUCACCAGAAUGACUCGGGCUCCUACUACUGCGGGCUGAUCACCUUCUUUGAACCCGACAAAGUGAUGGAGAGUAAUCGGUCCCACCUGGUGGUCACAGCAGCCCCUGAGAAGACAAGUGCCACCGACGCGCCUGAUACAGAGGAAAGCAAUAAUCUGGACCACAUCAAGGCCCUACUCCUGGGUACCCUAAUGCUGGCUGGGGUGGUUGUGCUGCUGAUCUUUGGCUACCUCACCGUCACAUACAGGAGAGGAGAUGUGCAGAAACCACCAAGUGAAAACAGGCAAGCGAAGGAAGAGAAGCCCCCCAUUGUGUCCGUGUCUACUGUGGACUAUGGUGAGCUGGAGUUUCAGAGGGACCAGCACACGCAGUUCCCCCCUGAGACCCAGCCGGUCGACCAGACCGAAUACGCCACCAUCGUCUUCCCAGAGGAGAAACCUGUCACACCGGAGCGGGGGAAGAAACACCAGGACGAGAGGACUCGGCAGCUGCAGUCGCAGCCCUGCUGA
This is a messenger RNA of Opisthocomus hoazin, 852 nucleotides long. RefSeq names its product programmed cell death 1 (gene PDCD1). Lineage: Eukaryota; Metazoa; Chordata; Aves; Opisthocomiformes; Opisthocomidae. The record is from RefSeq and is a predicted model, not a curated record. Gene Ontology annotation, cellular component: external side of plasma membrane; membrane. Gene Ontology annotation, biological process: negative regulation of immune response; positive regulation of T cell apoptotic process.